AUGGGGGUAACUGUUGAUACCUACAAGCCUGGGGAUGGGAAACGUAUUCCUAAGAAAGGUCAAAGAGUCGUUGUACACUACACUGGUACCCUCAUGGAUGGGAAAAAGUUUGACAGCUCCCGUGAUAGAAAUAAACCAUUCGAAUUUGUAAUCGGGACGGGGAAAGUAAUUCGAGGCUGGGAUGAAGGUGUAAUUCAAAUGAGUGUGGGAGAGCGUGCCUACCUAACUUGUACACCAGAUUACGCAUAUGGUUCUAAGGGAGUCGACAAAGUUAUCCCUCCAAAUGCUACACUUAAAUUUGAUGUGGAAUUACUCGAUAUUUUAUAA
Molecule: messenger RNA, 327 nt
Organism: Schistosoma spindalis
Lineage: Eukaryota; Metazoa; Platyhelminthes; Trematoda; Strigeidida; Schistosomatidae
Source: the annotation of a GenBank genome assembly